GAAGAAGAAGAAGUGGGAGUUCGGCGUAAAGAAGCUUGCUGCCGCAACAGAGUCAAGCAUUGGUCGCUUGGGAGUUUUCGCCACUAUGUAUUCAAUGUUUACUGUGAAAAACAUUCGCGAAUUAACAUGUUUGUUGGCUCAGAUUUGUACUCUAAGCCUGUCAAUGGCAGAAGAUCAGGAUUUUAUGGAGGACUUUUUAAAACGGGAAUAUUCUCUGGUAACGCCUUACCGUGGGUUGGGCUUGUCAAGCUCUUCAUUGUGGGAUCUGAAGGGUACUGCUAUAGUGACAGUUGACCAUGUGAGGCUCACCGCGGACCAGCCAGGUAGACAGGGCGCUGUCUGGAGUCGAAUUCCUUUGCUGUUACGUGACUGGGAAUUUAAGGUGCACUUUAAAAUCCACGGGCAAUCAAAGAAGAAAAUGAAUGGAGAUGGUCUUGCCAUCUGGUUAACCAAAGAGCGCAUGCAGGAAGGGCCUGUUUUUGGCAGCAGAAAUGAGUUCACUGGCCUUGGAGUAUUUGUGGACACUUAUCCCAAUACUGGAAACUAUGAUAGGGUUUUCCCUUAUGUGUCAGUGAUGUUGGGGAAUGGGACUCUGUCUUAUGACCACAAUAAGGAUGGACACCCCACUGAACUUGGAGGCUGCUCAACUAAGGCCCGAAAUGCAAGACAGGACACAUUUCUGCUUAUCAAAUACACCAAAAACAGAUUGACGGUCAUGAUAGAUGCCGAUGGUAAACAGAUUUGGAAAAACUGUGUCGACAUCCCGGGUCUACGUUUGCCUAAAGGCUAUUACCUUGGGGCCUCAUCUGCCACAGGAGAACUCUCAGAUAACCAUGACAUCAUCUCAAUGAAGUUGUACGAGCUGACAGUAAAGAGAGGCCCAGAAGAGGAGCUGCUCAUCCCUAGGCUGGACCACGGCAUGGGGCCAUUCCAAGUGGAAAUCGAAGAGGAGCGGAUGAGUGGAGUCCAGCUCUUCUUUACCCUGCUCUUCACCAUCCUGGGCCUGGGUGUGCUGGCAGUGGUCGGGUUAAUAGUUUACGGGCGCUGGAAGCAAAACAAACGCAAACGCUUCUAUUGAUGAAAACUGAGUCCUGCCACACAGGCUUUAAGAGCAGACGUUUUGUGGUUGACACAGCCCGCAAUACAAAAGACAGUCAUAACCUUACCAUACCGUACAAGCUAAUGAACAAUGAGUCUGAACCCUGUAGCUAUUAAUGGGUGCCAGGUGAAAUUAUGAACCAGCAAGGAAAGGUGUAGUUGAGAACUGCAAUUAGAUGAAGCUGUUUUACUGUAGAAGAUAACUUCAAUAACACUGUAAUUGAUAUGCUGUGAAAUGACAAUGUGGUCACAUUUCCACCUACAGAAAUGUAUAACACAAAAAAUCCAAACCAAUCCCUGAAUCAGAUUCUGUGCAAUUAAGUAGCAGUAUUUUGCUUUACAAUGUCCUUCCCUACCUUAACCACUGGGUGCUGCCAGCAUGAAACCUUUGUAGGAUUGUCGGCGUUUACUUCAAGGAAAUUUCAUUUUUGGGGGAUCCUGAUGCACUAGACCUGUGUUUGCAACAAGAGGAUUUAUGUUAACUGUUACAAGCACUUGCGAGUGACUGGAGUCUAGCUCAAGCAAAAUUUAAUUAGUUCUUCAUAUUUGGAGACACUCAAUUUUUUUUCUUUGUCACGCACUACUUUUCCACACAUUCUUCUUAGCCCUUUGUGUCUUUUUAGGCCAUUUUAUAUUGUCAUAAACCUACAGCAUAGCA
Molecule: messenger RNA, 1756 nt
Organism: Phycodurus eques (leafy seadragon)
Lineage: Eukaryota; Metazoa; Chordata; Actinopteri; Syngnathiformes; Syngnathidae
Gene: lman2lb
Product: lectin, mannose-binding 2-like b
Exons: 8
Coding region: 86-1078 (330 amino acids)
Biological process (GO): Golgi organization; endoplasmic reticulum organization; endoplasmic reticulum to Golgi vesicle-mediated transport
Cellular component (GO): COPII-coated ER to Golgi transport vesicle; endoplasmic reticulum-Golgi intermediate compartment; endoplasmic reticulum membrane
Molecular function (GO): D-mannose binding
Source: RefSeq, a predicted model, not a curated record